GCUGCUGUGGCUUGGUGAUACUUGUGUUUCACUGCUUUACGCUCAUGGCACAAUUUCUAACCUUUUAUACCUUUUUACUUACUGUACAUCCUCCAGCAAGAGAGAUACUAUAUUUCUAUUUGUGUUACAAAGUGUGAAAUGGAACUCAUCCAUGUUUCCAAAAUGACAAUCUGUAGUGGUUUACAUUUAUGCCAGAUGUCUGUUAUUAAAUUUCAAUUUCCUGUCGGCAAGGCCUGUGUCUUUGCAAAAAAAAAGUGGAGAAAUAGAGAACAGUUUCAUCCGUCAAUAAAAGUGUCUGUUUCAUAACUCAGAAAUGUGCUUGUGAAAUUAUUGUGGAAUUAUGGUGUUUCAACACGUUCACCGUGUUAAUUAAACAGGGGUGAUUUCAAGCCAAAGAACAUCGCCACCCAGAACAUACUGACUAAACAUAUUGACUCAGUGUGAGAGUGGGGAAAACAUUUCCAAUGGUUCUGAUUCAAAGAGAGCAGUAAGACAAUAUAGCAUAAUGGAAAAUGACAGUGGGAAAGUCUACAGUGUUUCUUUUUAGUUAGUGGUUUAGGUGGGAACUUCUGGGGUAUCCGGGGUUGUUUUAUACAGUACAGGAACAAUAAGUCUGCUGCAUUUGUAAAAAUUUAACUUGUGUUGAUACAGAACAUGUGUAUGUGUGUGUUGUUUUAAAUGCUUCUUGAUUAUUCAAGGUAGGAAUCUGGUGAUUUUUAAUGAAAUUCUGUAACAUCACUGCACAAUACAAUAAAUGUGAGGGACACCUUUCUUAAAGCACAACAAUGUGCUAACUCUAGAUAUAAGCCAUUAUCCUUUAUUAAAUAAAUACAUCAAAAAGAGAUAUAGUAAUAGGGAGGGAAUAAAAAGGUAAACAAUUUUUAAGAUAACUAAGGUGUGAGUAAUACAAUAAGCUUUAGUCAAUAACAGGAAAAUAAUGUUUACAAUUAUCAAAACAAUGUUUUACAAAUGAGUCAGCUGCGGAUGUUUUUUGUUGCUUUCUUAUCAUGAAAGAAAUCUAAAAGCUGUGCUAGCUCCUACUUUCCUUGUGGAAUACAAAUCUAAAAAGGUAAAAAAAAAAAAAAAAAACUACUUGGCAUAUGUUUCAUAUGGAUUGAAAAUGCACUCAACACAUUUGUUACAACAUGUUUGUUUCCAGACUUUGGAAUUCCCUUUCUGAGGAGAUCCGACAUGGCAAAGCAGUGCUUCAUUUUAAAUCACUCCUCAAAACAUACUCGUAUAAAGUGGCUUUUGAUUCCGAUGCUUUUAUGUUUGUUUAUUUUGACAUUUACUUUUUUGUGUUUUGAUUCAUUCUAUUGAUUUUAUAUACAUAUUUGUAAUUUGUAAUUCAUAGCUUUUCUCUUUUUCAUGUAUGCGCAGCACUUUGUAACUCUGUUUUUAAUAAAAUGAUACAUAAAUACAGUUAUUAUUGUUAUUAAGUUCUGCAGUCUUCAGACGGAGACUCUUAGACUCUGAUUUCCUCCUAUUGUCAGUUUCAUAUACCAAAUGACAUCACCAACAUAAACAACAACAGAUGUUGUUACGCUGAACUGAAUUUCUUAUUCAUUCACUCUCACUAUGGUCUCGAUCACUUUUCCUUGGAAGUAGCGAAGAAGUAGCACACCCUGCAGAUCACAUUUCAUUCAUUCUAUGAGGAUGUUUCUCCUGUACUGCGUCCUCUGCCUGAUGUCUUCUACUGGCUACAGUCAGCUUCCAGGACCUCCUGGUCCUAAAGGUGACCCAGGACAUCCUGGGCCAGCUGGGCCAGUUGGGCCAGCUGGGCCACCUGGGAGACCUGGUGGGUUGCCAGGACCGCGUGGACCGCCUGGACCGCCUGGACUGCCUGGAUCUGCUAUAUUCUGUGGACGAGGUCUCUCUGGUCAGGAACUUGAAACCUUAAAGAACAGCCUCGCUAAGUUAGAGCUGGCCACGAACUAUGACUUUGUCCGAAGAGUUGGUCAGAAAUACUUUGUGUCCUACAAGAAGAGAGACUCUUUCUCUACGGCCGUCGAGUUCUGCUCCCAACGAGGCUUAGAGCUGGCUUUGCCCCAGAACGAGGAGGAGAACAACAUACUCACUCAGUUCUUUGGGGACGAUAACAAAACAGCCUGGAUCAACGUCAACACUAACAAAGCUGAGGGGAAUUUUGAGGUUGAUAUGAAAAAACAACCUCUGACCUUUACCAAAUGGGGAGAAGGGCAGCCAGACAAAUCCAUCCAGAAUACAGGCUGCACCAUGCUGUCAGAAAACGCAGUCUGGAGAGUGACACACGAUUGUUCUCUUAAUGCUUACGUCAUUUGUCAGAUAUAGAAAGUUGUUGUAUCCUUGCAAGUCAUGUUUUAAUGUUGCUUUAAACAAAUAUACAGUCUCUUAUAAUAUCCAGUGAAUCAAAAAUAAUGACCGUAACUUUAUCUUUAUCCUCAUUUUGAUGGAGAUAUCAUGGAAACUUCUUCCAGGUCCGGGUUUAGGAACAAUAACUCGAUGUAAUAGUUUCCCACCACCAUCCUUGUGAUGUAUCUUAAUCCCUCUUUAAAAAAUCCCUCUUGAUUGCAUCAGCAAUGUGGCAUUAUUACUCUUAUAACAUAAUAACAUAUUCCUCUACUAAAAAGAAUUUAAGCAAAUGAUUAUGCUAAUACUUUACAUGGCUAUGUAAAGAGUGUAAGAUCUUUUCAAAUGGGGUGUUUUUAAAGCAUAUAUGACACAAUAAAGCAUACAGCAGUGA
Sander lucioperca (pikeperch) is the source of this 2722-nucleotide messenger RNA. RefSeq names its product dispanin subfamily A member 2b-like. Gene Ontology annotation, cellular component: multivesicular body; plasma membrane; rough endoplasmic reticulum. The coding region runs from base 1651 to 2310 and encodes 219 amino acids. The record is from RefSeq and is a predicted model, not a curated record. The transcript has 7 exons. Lineage: Eukaryota; Metazoa; Chordata; Actinopteri; Perciformes; Percidae.